UGGCGGCUAUCUCAAAAGUUAAAAGUGGCUUUUCAAAACUAUUAUGCUGUUUUCUACACAAACCGACAAGCGUUUGGAUUAGAAAGUAUCCUAGACUAUUACAAAGUAAUACAGUACGAUUCAUAAAUGAUGAUUCUUCGUCAGUUSGACAAGGAAAACAGUUGAAUCUUGUGGUAUCAUCGAUGCGCGUUGACAGGAUCGCAGCAUCGGGAUUUGCGACUGGACGAAGAAAGAUGGAUCUUCUGUUGCUCUCUGGAAAGUUAUAUGUGAAUAAAAAAUGUGUCUUGAAAAGUUCUACUAAGGUGAAAUGCAAUGAUGUUCUUGAAUUGAUUGACAAGAAAUCAGGCGACAURGAGGAUACCAGUGGAAAGGUCUGCAUUUCAAAACUUGAAAUCACUGAYAUUGGAGAUACAUUGACAAAGAAAGGAAAUCUACGUAUAUCAUUAACACGCUGGAAAAACAUUCUUAUAGACAAAAAGUAUUUCAAGGAAUAUUACAAAAAGUAAAAAUAUGAGUAGAAUUAGUAGUAUUAGAUCAAAGAAUUCAAAACAAUAUUGAUGUGGAAAAACAUUAUCUAUGUGUGUAAAGACCUUUUCCUGGCAAUUCCAGGAAGAAAUUAUGGAUGUGACUGGUAUUUGGUGAUGCUGCAAUGAUUAUCUGGAAAUCAUAUCUUUGACAUCAUAAGACUUUGUCCUGGUUCAGUCAUGAAAACCAACUAUAUUUUGAGCUGCAGGAAUAUUAUUAUUUGAACAUCUACCUUGAUAAAGUAUCCUAGUAAGACAAUUUCAACUUUGAGUAAAUAUUAUAGAUUGAUAGAGAUAUCGAAUAAAUUGAAAUGGCUUUGUACAGAAAUUAUUGGCCAAAAUGUCUAAAGCAGUUGGUAACAUAGAAACACUAGAAAAACUAGUGGAGACGACAUUGUAAAUUGAAGAAAAAGAGCAAGAAAAAUCACUCUUAAUUUCAACAACAACAUUAACAACAAAGGACUAAAAACAGUGGGAAAAUCAUUGAGGAAGGAGGUAAAUAUCUGUAAAAGACAAUUAUGGACAAAAGAAGCCCAAACGUCUUGAGGAAAACACUGCUACAUUUGGAAAUAUGGAACUACGGGAAAUCAAGAUAAAUACAAGGUAUGAUAUGAGAAUCUUUUAGUAGAAAUUAGUUUAC
Molecule: messenger RNA, 1164 nt
Organism: Exaiptasia diaphana
Lineage: Eukaryota; Metazoa; Cnidaria; Anthozoa; Actiniaria; Aiptasiidae
Exons: 3
Coding region: 183-506 (107 amino acids)
Molecular function (GO): RNA binding
Source: RefSeq, a predicted model, not a curated record